AUGUCGCAGUCCGCCGUCUUCGUGCUGCUGCGCCGCGCGUGCGACGCGCACCCGCUGCAGCUGGGCAGCGUGCUCCGAGUGCUCGGGCACAUGCUGGAGCUCCUGCCCUGCGCCGGCCGGGAGGUCGACGAGCGCGGCGAGGAGGAGGAGGAGGUGGUGCUGGAGGAUCGUCAGGAUGUCUGGAGGAGCGGCGUCGCCGGCGGGGGGGGCCUCCCGGGCGACGCGGAGAUGGGCAGCCCACAGCUGGCCCGCGUCAGGCGGAUGAUUGCGGCCAGCCUUGCGUAUCUGGCCGCUGCGCCAGACGGCUGCAUGCAGGUGCUCGAAUUCGUCCGCGCCCACGAGGGGCAGUGGGGCGGCGAGGAGCUGCGCCUCUUCCUCGCGGACCUGCUGCCGUGCAUCGCGCCCCCGUACUCUGUGCGCUUCGUCUCGGCCGUGGCCAGACUACUCGAUCGGCCAGCCGCGUGGGCGUUCGGCGGCGGCGAGGACGCGGCGGCGAAGGAGCUGCCUAGCAUCGCGGGACGCUUCGCGGAGGACUGCCGACGAUGUCUGGAGGAGCUGCCGCAGGAGACACAGACGGCGCUCGCGGCGGUGGAGGCGCGGCUGGCCGGCCGCGCGCUCUCGGAGGCCACGUCGCCGCCAAAGCACCAGAUCGGGGUGGAUGCGGUCGGCUUGGUGCCCGCCGCAGUGAGUGAUGCCACCGUGGUGGCGCCUACCGGCCAAGCGCCUGCCGAGCCAGACGCAGACGAGCUCAUGGGCCUGGAGCUCUGGAGCUGGUGGAAUCGGAAGAAAGGGGCCGCCAAGGUGGCACCCAAGCCCCAGGAGGGCCCGCUCACGCUGAAGCCGAUGAAGAGCAAAGGCAAGAGGACGAGAGCUCCGAGCGCAAGGCCUGGCAGGAGGAGGCACGCCGAGGGGAACAGCGACGAUUGCGACGAGGACUCCGACCCGAACCAGGGGGCCGCCCCGCGCGCGCCCGCGGCCGCCGUGCCCAGGCUGAGGCGCGCCCGCACGGCUUCGCGGCGGUUGAGCCCCGGCGUGGACGAAGAUGACGACGCAGAGGAGGAGUUCGAUUUCUCGCGCUCGGCGCGUGCCGCCGCCAGCGGCCCUCCCCCCGCGUGCCCAGGGCCGCGCGUCGCCCGCUCGCGCUCGCGGGGGGCUGGCGGGAGCGGCAGCGAUACGGAGUCCGUCAGGCAGCCCAGCGAGGAUUGCGCCGCAGAGCCCCCGACUGCGGAAUGCUCGCGGGGCAGCGGUGGCCGCCAGCAGGCUGCCACAGCGCCGCCCGCCACCGCCCAGCCGCGGGCUGGCGGGCUCUGGGACAGCGCCGAGAGGUCGGGCGCUGAGAGGACCGCCGUGCCGCCUGGCCAGCCUGGAGGCGCCGGCGACGGCGCCUUGGCGUCCAGGGCGCGCAAGGUCAAGCGCCUAGCCUUCCACAGCAUGCUCGCCGGGGCGCCCGCCGCCGCCCCGGGCCCCACGGCGCUCGCCGAGCCGCCGAGCUUCUCCAGCAACACCAGCCCGACGGUAGGCCGCAGCCCGACGCCAGGCACGGCCGCGUCGCCAAGGGCGAGGCCUGCCGCCACAGCGGCGGCAGGCCCAGCGGCGCGCGACGCCGCCUCCAGCGCUCAGGCCAGAGCCGCUUCUGGUGUCACUGCGGAGCCGAGCGCCCCCAUGGUGCCGGGGGCAGCAGCAAUGCCAGUUUGUCCCUGGGUCGGCGGCGAGGACAGCGGCAUCAGGCUGGACGCCGAGCUCAUGCAAGGGACGUGGCUACACUCCUACGGCGGCGAGGUGACCGUGGUUGGCGCCGCCGUGAUGUGGAAAGGGAAUCAGCUGGGCGACCUCGUGGCCCAGCCGGGCGGGGUGUUCGAGUUGGCCGGCUGGGUAGCCGACCCUGGCCGCAGCUCUCCGGACAGGGUUCUGUGGACGCACCCGAGUCUCCCAGUCUGUUGCUGGGACCGACCGAACGCCCAGAAAGACAGCGCUGAAUGA
Prorocentrum cordatum is the source of this 1980-nucleotide messenger RNA. The record is from the annotation of a GenBank genome assembly. NCBI's taxonomy places the organism in Eukaryota, Dinophyceae, Prorocentrales, Prorocentraceae.